GGGUUUGGCUCUCGGGUUCUGUGGGAUGUUCGCGCCGCUUGGGCUGCCGUAGAGGGCCGGCCAAUGUGGAUGGUGAGCGGAAGACGGUGUCUGCGGAGUGACGACGCCUCCCCCAAGUAAUCAGUUCCGCGACAUCGGCUGCCGGCGUCUCAGCGGUAUCCCCCACCCCCGGCAUGGAGCCGAGCUCGGUGCCGGCCUCCGCCCUCACCCGGGACUGUCUGAUCCAUAUCUUCAGUCUGUUGGAGGCAGAUGAUCUGAGGCGGGUCUCGCAGGUGAACGAGGCUUGGAAUGAAGCUGCAGAUACUCCUUGGCUGUGGAGAAGACUAUGUGUGGAGAGAUGGAUCUUCUGCAGUCUCUCAAAUGUAGAUGAUGGAAUAAACUCCUGGAAAAAGUAUUACUUGUAUCGUUCCAAAAUAGAAGAGCGCAUGACAUCAGGGCGUGGCACAGCUGACUAUACCUGCACAACCUUCAGGGGUCACAGUGGUAGGAUCACUGGAUUGCAGUACUGUAGUAAUCCUGACAAUCAGUUUGAAGCUAGGGCUUGGAAAUCAGUGGUUUGUACAACAUCUGCAGACUGUACAUUGCGAGCAUGGAGCAUUCAGGAGGGCAAGCAACUAUGGUCAACAGCAGUACAAGAAGAACCUCUGGUAAAAUUAUCAACCCUUCCACAACAAGGCCUUGUGAUCACUGCAGACUCCAAAGGAAACAUUAAACUUUGGAAUGGACGAACUGGAGAGGAACUGGCUGUUUUUGCAACUUCAUGUACAAUUUGUAAUUUGGUGACCUACAACAUGGAAGACCAGCACUGCUUAACUAUUGGCACAGGGGGAGGAGCACUUAUCACAUUAACUAUUCCCAAUCUCAGCCAGAUCUCUCGCUUAUCACUAAUUGAUGGCAAACCAGUGGAUUUUUUACUGGUUUCACCCAAUCAUCAAUGGAUCAUUUGUGGCACAAAAAAUGUCUCUGCUAAGGUAUUGCGGACAGAAUAUUUAAUGGAUCGUGAUGAUGAUGGUAGACUGCCAGUAGACGCCCUACACGUAAACAACUGCUACACAGCUUGCUGGUUACCCAAAGCACCAUCAAGAGUGGUUACUGUGGCCAACAACAAUGCUAUGGUUUCACAAAAAAGUAUCAUUACUCUUCAUGUAUGUCAAAAAAGAAAACAUAAACUAGAAAUACAAGGUGAACAAGUUGGAAGUUUCAUUUAUGAAGAGCCUGGCAGGAAUGAUAUACUUGUAGAAGGCCACGGGAGUAAUACAAUUAUUAUAGCACAUAAAACAAAAGUGAAUCUCUUUUCCAUUGAUGGGGUACACCUUGCCAGUUUUCAAGACCACAACGAUACUAUCAGUGGGAUUUCUCUGGAUCCUUUCCGUGUGGUCACUGCCUCAAUGGAUUUGUCCCUUAGAGUAUAUACAUGGAAAAGGCGGUCAAACAAAUGUCUCCAUCUUGAAAGUAAUUAUCACUUACUUGGAGGAUCCCACAUGAAGUCCAGGGGAUUUACGAGUGUUGUCUGUGACUACGUAAGCAUAGUGGGUGCUGUUGAAACAAAAGAUGGUAAAGAUGUUCUGAAAGCAUACAACUUCAGCAUGUAAUUUAGUAUUUUUAAUUGAUUUGCAAAGUCAUUGAAGAAUGAAUUCUACAAAAUCAAAAGUGUUAUCAUGUAAAACAGCAAAGCAGGUAAUUUUGUAAAUGACUCGACUGUAUCUUAGUCACUAAAGUUUUUCUGCAAGACUAAAUGUCAAAAUUUUCUUGUCCUCCUUAUUCCAAUUCUUUCUAUUUUUAAACCUGAUUUGGUUAGUCUCUUUUUUCAAUCCAGAACUCUAAUUGGUGCCCAGUGGUGUUUGAAAGCAAGGAGUAAAUUUUAGAAAAAGGAAUUAUCAGCAGAAAUAUAAAAGGUGAAUAUGUACAGAUGUAAUAAUGGGGGAAAAGAACUUGAAAAACAAGUUAAAAUAUCAUCUUGCUGGUUAUGUAACUAUUUUCUCACCUCUACCUUCAAAUCUUUAAUAAUUCACUUUAAACAACUGUUCAAAGUUUCUUUUACCCUUCAGAAAUGAGAAAAUAUUUUUUUCUCAUCUCUAUUUCAAAAUAAAGUUCUUUAGAUUCAAGAUGGGCAUUUUCCACUUUAUUAAGAAACCUCAGGGCUUGUAUAUAUUAAGUUGCUUCUGAUUUCUUCUGAAUUCCACUGGAUACAAUCAGAACAAAUAAGGUUUUCCUCAACAGCAAUAGGCCCAUUCUAGAUAAUACUCUAGUAAACCUCUGGCCUGUUUCGAGGUAAGAGCAUAUUUUCUUAAAUAUGUGGACGUUGUUACAUAUAGUAUGACAACAGUGCUUUUGCCAUUGCCCUAUACAAUUGAAAUAAUCUCUCUACUC
Molecule: messenger RNA, 2370 nt
Organism: Hypanus sabinus (Atlantic stingray)
Lineage: Eukaryota; Metazoa; Chordata; Chondrichthyes; Myliobatiformes; Dasyatidae
Gene: fbxw12
Product: F-box and WD repeat domain containing 12
Exons: 10
Coding region: 174-1592 (472 amino acids)
Molecular function (GO): protein binding
Source: RefSeq, a predicted model, not a curated record